Molecule: messenger RNA, 261 nt
Organism: Funneliformis mosseae
Lineage: Eukaryota; Fungi; Glomeromycota; Glomeromycetes; Glomerales; Glomeraceae
Source: the annotation of a GenBank genome assembly
AUGUUUAGUAAUUUUUGCACUUUUUGGGCUGGUUUAUCAACAACAACUAUAGUAGUUUGUCUACUUGAAGGAACCGCACUGUCUAUAGUAUUGCUCGUAAUUAAUGGAGUGGGUACUACUAUAGACGUUGCAUUGACCACGGGAGUGGGGGUUGGUGAAAUCGGUGCGCUUGAAGACGCAAUUAUUGGACCAAACAAAUCUCUUCUUAAAUUCCGUAAUUCAAAAGGCGUCGCACUUCUUAUGAUUGUAAUUAUCAUAUAA